AUGGCGGAGAAAAACAAAAAACCAGAAGAGGCAUGGCUAGAGACAGAGGAAGAGGACGCUCUCUUUCCCUCGCCAGGAGAAAGUCCUCUCUUCGACGGCCCCGAAACCCUCAAGCCGUGGGAAAUCCACGAAUUGAAAGUGGCAGAGAAGGUAGAGGCGAUCGUGCAAGACGACUCGCUCGACGAGCCAGCCAAAAUCGACGCCAUCGCCGAGGUGCGGAAUUGGUUCAACGGCCCUACGGAGAUCAUUGAUGCUUUCCUUACCGGCGACAUCGAUAUCGGGACGGCUGUUGAUAGGCUAGCUGCGCCAAUCGAGAAGGCGUAUUCGACUGCCGAUUAUGGUAGGGCGUACUACUAUGCGGAGAUGACGGCGCGGAGUCAAAGGCAGAAUAAAAGCCCGGAGAAGGCGCUUGAGUCGUGGGGCCCCGAGGAAGACUGGCCCAAACCCUCCCCCCCCGCCGACGAGACCUACGAGACCGACGAGGAUAACACAGAAGGACACCUCUGGUCCCUCUGGUACGGCAUCCUCCACGCAGCAAAGCGCAUCCCCUGGACCGACACCAUCGGACAAGAGCGCCUCCUCGCCCUCGUCGAGGCCCUCAAGCUGCGUCCCGACCCUCCCCUACCCUCCCCCAUGACCAUCCCCCUAAAACGGGACUGGAUCUGGGCAGACGGCACCGUCUGGAGCACGCUCAGCAUGCUGCGCCCCAGCGCGCGCGAGGUCUGGAACAACUCCCCCGGCUACGGCGCGGGCUGGUCCCUCCCCGAGCAGCACGCGUGGAUCAGCGUAAACGCCUUCAUGGCGCGCCUAGUCGCCAGCGGCACGGGCGGCGGGUUCGCGGUAUACGGAGACUGGGCGGUCUCCGAGGCGUUGGAGAGAGUGCCGCGGAGCGAGGGGCUGCACGUCAAAGCACCGGCGGUCACGCAGGCGACUCUCAGGAUCACGGCCGCCUGCGUGUGGCUGCAGAUCGCGGGGCGGUACAUGUGGAAUCUGCGCACGGACGAGGGCGUGCCGCCGGACUUGAGGGUCGCGGAUCUGGGGGCGCGGGAGAACAAGUUGCCGUGGUACGGGCAGAAGAAGGGCGCGGAGGAGGCGAAGAGGUGUACGGUACGGUGGGAUUUCUGGCGGAGACGGUUGGAGCAGGAGGGGGAGAAUGAGGAGUUGCCGGGGGAGGUGAGGGAGUUGGCGAGGGGGUCGGCGGAGAUGAUUGGGAAGUUCUUGGAGGGAUAUUGA
Messenger RNA from Daldinia vernicosa, 1233 nucleotides. RefSeq lists its product as uncharacterized. The transcript has 2 exons. Lineage: Eukaryota; Fungi; Ascomycota; Sordariomycetes; Xylariales; Hypoxylaceae. The record is from RefSeq and is a predicted model, not a curated record. Bases 1 to 1233 code for a protein of 410 amino acids.